UACACUGCUCUGUACCAUCCGGCAGCAAAAAAUUGUUUUGUUUGUCUCACAUGUGCGCGCUGUCGUUGCGGCCUAUUUAUUAUUAAAUAAAUUAUCACAUAUUAAUUAAAAAAUGGACGAAAUUGUAAUGCCCGGAGAUCGGAUUUCAGCUGCCGAAGAAAUGGGCAAAACCAAAAAGGUUAUAUUAGGUCCCGGUUUGAGACGACAAGAUGAUCAUGUUGUUGCCUGCAAGGUUGGUACACUUCAACACAAAGAACCCAAUACCUUCUGGAUAGACAGUUACCAGAGAAGAUAUGUUCCGGUACGAGGUGAGGCUGUUAUUGGAGUGGUAACCUCAAAAGCAGGAGACAUUUUUCGUGUGGAUAUAGGCGCUUCGGAACAGGCCGCCCUAUCAUAUCUGGCUUUCGAGCAAGCUACUAAGAAAAAUCGUCCCGAUGUUAAUACUGGCGAUUUGGUCUAUGCCCGUCUGAUUGUUGCCAGUAAAGAUUUCGAACCCGAAUUGGUAUGUGUCAAUUCUUCGGGUAAAAAAGGUAAACUCGGUGUACUCUCCGAAGGAUUCGUAUUCAAUUGCAGUUUAAAUUUGGUCCGUAUGAUACUGCGAGAAGAUUGUCCCCUGUUAGCGGCAUUAACUAAGGAAAUGCCCUUUGAAAUCGCUGUAGGUUUAAAUGGCCGUAUUUGGAUUAAGGCAAAGUCUGUAAAGGAGACCAUUGCUGUUGGAAAUGCAAUAUUAGCUGCUGAACAUGCAUCGCGUGAACAAAUAUCCAAAAUUUGUGAGAAUAUUGGAAAUAUAUUAUUAACAUGAGCGAAAACCAA
Stomoxys calcitrans (stable fly) is the source of this 813-nucleotide messenger RNA. It is a transcript of the gene Rrp40, whose product is annotated as exosome complex component RRP40. The record is from RefSeq and is a predicted model, not a curated record. Gene Ontology annotation, cellular component: nuclear exosome (RNase complex); cytoplasmic exosome (RNase complex). Bases 113 to 802 code for a protein of 229 amino acids. Gene Ontology annotation, molecular function: RNA binding. NCBI's taxonomy places the organism in Eukaryota, Metazoa, Arthropoda, Insecta, Diptera, Muscidae. Gene Ontology annotation, biological process: poly(A)-dependent snoRNA 3'-end processing; exonucleolytic trimming to generate mature 3'-end of 5.8S rRNA from tricistronic rRNA transcript (SSU-rRNA, 5.8S rRNA, LSU-rRNA); nuclear polyadenylation-dependent rRNA catabolic process. The transcript has a single exon.